AUGCAAUAAAAUCCAAUCCAAUUUUAAAUCAUAACUUGCAAUCUCACAUCAAGUCCAGAAAAAUUUAUUUGUAUAAGCACAUAAUGUUAAGAGAAUAGAGAUUAAUCAUUUGGUUGUUAUGAAUGUUUAAUUAAAAGACAUAAUUAAAUAGAUUAACUCCAUUUUGAUAAAAUUAUAGAAAUUACAACAUUUUUAUCUCAAAUCUAAUAGAAAUAAUAAAAGAAAAUUGAAUUAUUAGAAAAAGUAAUAAAAGAAUAAAAUUCUAAAAAAAAAGUUGUUUAAUAAAAAAUUAUUGAAGAUUAGAAUAUUUUAAAUAAUGAUUUAGUAUAAUAAAGAAUAGAAUAACUAUUUAACAUUGAUCUUAUGAAAUUAUAAAAUGAAAAAGAUUCAAUUAAUAAUACCAUUACUUAUUCUAAUUAAUAAUAAUGCAAAUUACUCAAAUUAUUUAAUGAAGACAUUGAACAAUAUGAAAAAGAAAUAACUGAGAAAGAACUUAAACUAUAGGGAAAUGUAGAUUAAAUUUUAGAAAGUUGUCAAAUUGUAACUCUUUAAUAAUUUAAUAUGUAAUUUAUAUAACAUUAAUUAUUAGACUUAAGAAUCAAAUAUAAAAACUAUAAGAUGAAUAUCAAAAAUAAUUAUUAUUAAUUGUAAUCAUGUUUUAAUUAUAUUUAGAAUUAAUUAAAAACACAAUAAAUAACUAAUAAACGUAAUACAUUUAUUGAAGUAUUAUUAUGGUUUUAUGUACCUCUCUUAUUUUUGAUUUUUCUUUAUCUAAAUAAGGAGUAUCCUCAUUUAUUUUAUUCAACUUCUUAUGAUUUAGAAUCUGAAUCAGAUUUAAAAUAAAUAAUUGAAAAAAUUUAAGAUUAAAAAUCAGUAUCAAAAAAUUAGACUAAUUAAUCAUGGCUUAUUAGUGAAAUACUUGAAAAUCGUAGUGUUUAGGAAUUUCAAAACUUUACUUUAUUAUAUGAAAAUUCAUUUAGUGAACCUUUUACUAAUUAUUCAUAUGAAUAAAUAUUACUUAAAGUUUUUUAGGAUAAGAAAGAUUAGAUUGUUUGUAUUGGAGCUAAAUUAAAUUUAAAUUUGAAAUUGAUUGGAUGUGAUUUAGCAAGCGAAAUAUUUUCAUUAACAUAGAAUGCUUAUAGUGCUCGUAAAAGCAAGAAUGGUGAAAUCUAUUGGUAUUGGUUUUCAUCAAAAUCUUUUGGAUUUUCUCCUAAUAGAGACAUAGCUCUCAACAAUACUGAUGAAGAGGAUCCUUCUUGUGAACUAAGAUUUUCAUAUGGUACAACAAAAAAUUUAGAGGAUAGAAGAAUUGGCUCUUUGAAAGGUUAUUAAAAUACUAAAGAAUAUAAUUUGGUUAUAUAUAUGCUGAAUGAAAAUAAUUGA
This is a messenger RNA of Paramecium primaurelia, 1383 nucleotides long. The record is from the annotation of a GenBank genome assembly. Lineage: Eukaryota; Ciliophora; Oligohymenophorea; Peniculida; Parameciidae.